This is a messenger RNA of Electrophorus electricus (electric eel), 4165 nucleotides long. It is a transcript of the gene ccdc178, whose product is annotated as coiled-coil domain containing 178. The record is from RefSeq and is a predicted model, not a curated record. NCBI's taxonomy places the organism in Eukaryota, Metazoa, Chordata, Actinopteri, Gymnotiformes, Gymnotidae.
UUGCAUGCUUGUUGCUUAGGAACCGUUUUAGGGUAGACACAAAAAUGAUAUGAUGCGCGAUAAGCAUCUGUCAGAUAUAGCUGGACAGUUAAUGGUAGCUUGCAACGUUAAUUGUUAGUCAUCUGCUGCUUUGGCCUUGGACAUAACCAGAUUCAUCUUGUUCAAUGCCUGACAUUGAGCUACUACAAAGUCCCUCCAGGGAAGUUGGAGACAGUUUACAAGACCAGCGAGAGCUACAGAGAGUCUACGUCAGUCACAGCUUUGAACUGGAAAACACUCCAGUGCCAUGUGUGAAGAAAGCAAAGAGCCAUAUUCAAGAGCUAAAGAACAAACUGGGGAGCUGGUGCCAGCAGGGAAUUGAUAAUCAGGAAGAUCAUUCUGGGGGGGGAAAUCAAAAUGGUGUCAUCUGGCGAUUUGAUUCCACCAACUAUACAGUCCCUGUAACAUCUACUGAAUUGUGUAUUGAAGGCAGGGGUCUUUGUCUUCUGCGUAAUUAUGAAAACGAGACACUGGACCUUUUCUGGAAAGGUAUAGCUGGCAUGGAUGGAGUCCUCCUGGAGGUGCUGUCUCUUGUUGAACGGCUGGAGUCAGGGAGGCAGGAGGCCAGGGAGGUUCUGCGAGAUGAAUGGCAAAGGGCCCAGAGGCUGAGGAUGAAACAGGAUUCUCUCUCUCUAUGGAAACAACAGCAGUUCCCAGCAGCAGUGCAGCUAGAAUAUGAGGUCUGCACUGGGGACAUUGCCGAGCUCAAGUGGCAUCUUAAACUGUGCCAAGAAAAAAGGCAACGAGCGAGAAGCAGCCUAAACCACGUGGAGGUGCAAAACCGCCAGCUGGAUGAUGAUAUUGAUUUCCUGCAGAAACAUGGGCCGCUCAUGAAGGAGAAGCUACAGCUAGAGAGUGAAGUCAUGAAACAGAUCAAAUCGGCCCAAGCCCAGGUCAAUGACACUUUCUCCAAUCUGUCCCAUGAUCUGAGAAAAUCCCAGGAGGAAUUGGAAAAUGAGGAAUUGAAGGCAAAUAAAGAAAGAGAAGUGAUGUCUGUGGAGCUCAAAGAUGUCCAAAAUCAUCUUAAAGAUCGACUUACAGAAUUCCAGCAUCUGAAGUCUUACUGGGAUUUUUGCUGUUUCGAAGUGCGUAAGACAGAGGAGAAUAUUGCAUUAAAAGAUACACAACUUAACACCAUGAUCCAGCAGAUUCAGCUUCUAGAAACACAGGAGAUCAAAAUAAACACCACUGUUGUGGAACUAAGGGCAAAGCUAGAUGAUCAGGAGAAAAAAUUGAGGGAGAAACAUGAUGAAAUUACAAGCCUUCAAAAACAGAUCCAAGCAACUAGAGGCAAAAGAGAAGCGAAGGUUUUAGAGUAUGAGGAUAUCUGCCGUGGAAAGCGGCAGGAGCUUCAGCAUCUGCAUGGUCAAAACAAAGACCAUGGGAUGGACAUUGAGGCCUACAAUAAAAAGAUCAGCCAAAGCAAGCAGGCAGUAAAGCAGCUGCAGGGAGAGCAUAAGCAGAUCUUAGAAAAGAUCAGUCAAAAUGAGGAGCAGAGAGACCAGGCCGAGAGAGAGCUCACCCUGCAGGCUGCCCUGUGUGCCACUACCAGGGCCAGUCUGGAGGACCUGGAGCAUCAAUCCUUCAUGCAGGAGCAGAGAAUGAGGAAAGAGACAGAAAAACUGAAGAUGGAGCUAAUGAAUGAGAUGAAAGUGGUGUUAGUGCUCGAGGGUAAUAUAGCCUCAAUAACGGAAGAAUUCAAUCUGGCAAAGGCUGACUGUGAGAGAGUAGAAAAUGAGCUCGUAAAAGAAUAUGAGGAUACCUGUUCUACAGCUGGCCGGCUGGAGAUAGAGAUGGUUGAACUAAGAGAAAUACACACAGCAAAAUAUAAGACAACUGAGAACUUGAAAUGGAAAUUGAAUGACAUACUAAAUAAACACAAAAGGCUGUCUGAUGAACUUAAGCAGCAGAAGAGUGUCUGUCUCGACCAUCUGGAUUCAGCUAAUAAAGCCCAUAGUGCAGUCUCAGUGAGGUAUGACCAGGUAACCAGCAGGAUCGAGGAGCUUAUUCGGAAGUCUGAAGAGUACCGGAAAGUAUCAGUGACCAUGGAGCACAUCGUUGCCACCAUGCCACGUGUUAUUGAAGAACUACAAAACGUGUGUGACGUGGUAGAAUAUAAGCACAGUGCAGCUGGCUUAGUCAUGGGCAGCCUGCAGAGGGAAAUGGUGGCCUGCAGGACCAGGACAGUUCAUGCAAAGGAGUCUCACUCUACAUUCCUCUCCCAGCGGGACACUACCAUGCAGGAUCUGCAGGCUAAUUUGAAGAAAGCUUUAAAGAAGAAUGCACUUUUGGCACAGGAGUACAGAGAACUGCAGAAAGCUCUGAUGAUGGCCAAGCGAGAAGCUCUGUAUGUGUUCACUGAGAAGAACAGAGCGGAGGCCUCCUUUCAUGAUCACAAACAGCUUUCAUUGUUGCAGAGGAAGAUGCACAAAGCUAUGCUGAAAUACUUCAAACACCGCAGCGUGUACAGCCAGGCGGAGCUGGCCCACUUCCAGGCCCUCUCCAACCAGAACAACCAGAAAAUGAAAGCCCUCCAGGAGGAGUUGUCAAGAGCAAUCCUGUGCAUCCCUGCCUUUCUCCACUCCCUGACAGAUGACUCAUCUACCAGCCGUGAUGCCGCUACAGCGAUGGCGGACACACAGAGGUGCCUGGACAGCGAUGGAUUGAAUGGGGCGAUGCAUACAGUUCAGAUAGCAGAGUAAUUGGACACUCACCUGUGUACCAGACAACUCACUUAUAUCCCCCCCCCCCCACCCCAGCAUGCUUCAGUUUCUCCACCUUCUCUGCUCCUUGCAGCCCAAUCCAUAACAAUGAAACAGGUGACUUUCAUGCUGCUGUCAGGAAUGAUCUAAUUUUAGCUGGGUGAAUGAUUGCAAUUGGCUUUGCCUCAUCAGAUAAUUAAUCUAUGUCACCAUUAAUUGGAAAAGAGAAUAAUUACAGGGCCAUGUUGACAGAAAUUCUACGCUUCUCCAGAUUCCAGGAUCUAAUUACACCUACUAAACCCCUCCUGACCUUAUCCUGUGGUUAGUAUACCUGUGCUGCCUUACCUACACUUGGACUGUGCUAGACUCUCUCCCCUCACUCUUUAUCUGUAUUUUUUCCCCUCUUUUUUGUUUAUUCCCUGUUUCUCCUGUCUUCUCAGAGAGCUGUCUCUCUCAAUCACUUUUCAAUAUUCAAUCUUAAUUUUGUGGAAGUUUAGCAUUUUCAAUGAGCUGGAGAUGAAUGAUUAAUGAAUAAAUUUAAAUGCUUCAUUUUGUCCAUGGAUCAUUAGUCAAGUCCUUUGUGGGAAGGACCUGCAAAAAAAGAAGGGAAAAUUAUUGAGACAUUAGCCUCAAGCAGUCCAGGGGUAAAUAGUAGACACUAUGCACAGAAGAGUGUAGUUUGAGUACUACCCACUGGCACUCCACAGAACCCCCAGAAACCACUCACACUCCUGAUUUCUCUCAUCACAUGACUAAUGCGCAGUAGUGACAAGGAAUCAUUUUGGAAUGAGUUUUUCAUUUUGUUUCUGUUUACCUCAUUUUGGAAACCAAAUUCAGGUGCGCAUAAAAAUAGCAGUGUAUAAAGAAAUGCAGUUAAUGUUAGGUACAAAGGUAGGUCACUGUUUCCUGGGCAUGUAGGGCAUUUUUAAAAAGUUUUUUAAAAAACAUAUAGCUAGUGUGUUUGGUCAGUUUUGGCAUACUUAAUAUUUGUUCAAAAGCUUUGUAGGCAUGCUAAUUCAUAGCCAAAAUAAAAGUACACAAAAUUAGCUCUGUACUGUUAUCUUUUGUCAGUAUUCUAUCUUUUUUAUUUUAGAACUGAGAAAUGCAUUUGAAUCUGAUGGCACUCUACAUGACAUGUUCUGAUACAAGAAUUGUGCAUGUAUUGUACAAGUCAGUUGAACUGCAUAGUCUUCUUUUUUAAGAAUUUGACUUGUCAGUUGUAUCGCGUUGACUUUCUUAAAGAUACAUAUCAUGUCUCAUUUUACAUAUAUGAUAUGGAUCCAAACUCAUAAGCAGUGCUGUAAUAGCAUAAUUGACUUACCGCGUGAGCAGAGCUGAACUGAGUUCCUGACAGCCUUACUAGAGGGCUGUAUGAAAGUUUGUGUGUGUGAUGCUCUGCUGCCUCGCAGGCUGUCAGAGUGGGU